GAAUGAUCUUCCCACCUGGCCGGGCAGCCCGGGACCCUGAUCAUCCUCCCACCCGGAGGGACAGCCUGGGACCCCCUGGGAGAACCGACGCAUGAACGAUCUUCCCAGCCUGGCGAGCGGCCGGGGGCGCGCUGGGGUCGGGGCGCGCGGGGAACCCCAGGCCCGGUGCGCGCCGUGGUCCACGGUGGCGGAGCCGAGAGCAGCCCGGGGCGGCGCCCACGAGCGCGGAGGAGCCGGUGAGGCCUGGGUGACAGAGAAGGUGCUUUUCCUACUGCAUCCAGAGAGAUGCUUGGGGACCCUCCAGGACCCUGGCGGGGAGGAGCCGGCCCGCGGCGCAGACGGGGACGGCGGCGGCCACUCCGCACCCCUCGGGGCCCGAGUGCGCACUCCGGACAGCCGCGAUGCAGACCCCGCCGGCCGCGCCCCCCUGCCGCACCCCGGCGCGCCCCCGGCCACGUCGGUGCUCGUGCGGGUCGUGGAUUAUCAGGUGACGCAGGAAGUGCUGCGCAGCGCCUGGACCCGGGGCCAGAUGACCAGGCUCACCGAGGAGCGCUCGGUGACCUCCGUCACUUUCCGCACCCGCAGGGAGUGA
This is a messenger RNA of Sorex fumeus (smoky shrew), 592 nucleotides long. RefSeq names its product chromosome unknown C6orf141 homolog (gene CUNH6orf141). NCBI's taxonomy places the organism in Eukaryota, Metazoa, Chordata, Mammalia, Eulipotyphla, Soricidae. The record is from RefSeq and is a predicted model, not a curated record. The coding region runs from base 92 to 592 and encodes 166 amino acids. The transcript has a single exon.